Pelmatolapia mariae (spotted tilapia) is the source of this 1798-nucleotide messenger RNA. RefSeq names its product family with sequence similarity 83 member E (gene sack1e). Bases 230 to 1798 code for a protein of 522 amino acids. Gene Ontology annotation, molecular function: protein kinase binding. Lineage: Eukaryota; Metazoa; Chordata; Actinopteri; Cichliformes; Cichlidae. The record is from RefSeq and is a predicted model, not a curated record. Gene Ontology annotation, biological process: signal transduction. The transcript is spliced from 9 exons.
GUUGUUUUAGGGGACACAAUCAUAAAGUUUACUCGAGCUUUUUCUGACUGCAAGCGACGACAAGGUAUCUCUGAACUGCCAUAAAUGGAAAUAGUGUGCCUUUUUUUUUUCUUUUCUGGAGGAGUGAAUGAACAUCUCAGUUUUUCUUGAUUGGAGAGCGACAUGAGUUGAGUCUCAUUACUUUAAAAAAAAAAAAAAGAAACGCUUAUUGCCGGGAAAGACUACAGUCAUGUCAAACAACGAGGAGAGUCUGGAUGAGGAUACAUUUUUCCUGCCGGUGGAUGAGUCCUCCCCGGAGUUCAUCUAUAGUGAGAAGGAGAGAGAAGCAGUGGAGAAGCUGCUGAGCGCUGGGCCAGAGGCUUUCUACUCAGUCGUCAAAGAGCUCCCCGACUGCUUCUUAUCCUCUGAAGAGGUCAGCCAGUUGAAAAGCUGGGUUCAGAGCUACUCUUUCAACGAUCCGCGGCUACAACAUGAGAAUGGAGCAGAGAGCAUGGCAGAAAUGGAGGACCUCUGUUCCAAUUACUUUCCCUGCCACUCAGACGUGCCAGUCCCGGGCCUGGAGUUGGGCUGGCCUCAUAAAACCCCCUGGUCGGUAACGGCAAGUGUCACAGUCCACACCAGCCCUCCUGCAGAAGGGGAACCUUCAGUCAGAGAGGUGAUCAGACGGCAGUUACAAAGAGCCAGACAAGUAAUUGCCAUCGUGAUAGACAGACUGACAGAUAGUGCAAUAAUUGGAGAUUUACACAGUGCUGCCUCUCGGGGCGUCCCUGUCUACAUCAUCCUGAACCAAAGGUCCAUUCAGGAGAAGUUCUCGUCCAACAGGCUCUGGCAUCCAAACAUACGGGUCCGAGCUCUUGGUGGGAGAAGUUUUGGUUUAAGGGAUGGAAGAAAGCUGGUUGGGGAAAUGAAUGAGAAAUUCCUUCUGGUGGAUUUAGACACAGUGAUUCACGGCAGCUACAGCUUCACCUGGACGGAUACCCACCUGCACCGGCAGCUGAUCACCGUCCUGAGGGGACCGGCUGUUGACGCAUUUGACCGGGAGUUCAGGACUUUGUAUGCUAGUUCACUCCCGGUUCUUUCCACUGCAACCCAUGAGCAGAGAGUCCUUAUCAACACAGCCGGAUACUUCAGACAGAAGAAAAAGGAGCAGGGAGUUCUUAUCAACGCAGCCAGCUCCUUUAGAAAGAACAAAAAGUUUGUCACUUUUUAUUCCUACUGGAUGGAGUGCAGCAUGGAGAGAGACACUUCCAGGCACCACCCCACAGAGAGGAACAUGACUUUAUAUACCAGAAAUACAUCUAGAUAUGAUGACAAAGCAAACGAGGAAACGUACAGGCGUUACUCUUUUCAGGCAAGGAGGUACUCUAUUGCAGAAGAGGAGAGUAAAACAGAUGAUAUUGCAAAAAAAAUGGUGAACAAGCCAUCUUCUAGAAAGCCGAUAAUCUUGAGCGUGCACAGGGACGAGAACUUCAGCGCUCUGAGCGACAUCAUGAGGAAAAUACCACAGACCAGUUCAGGACUGCUUAAGAGAGAAUCAAAGAGUAUACAUACCCAGUCCAUGUGGGAUCUGAGCAAGGAAGAUGCAGCUACAAAUCAUGAAAAGAAAGGAGUCUCAGUGCCGAGAUAUACCAGGCCCACUUAUGAGCCAUCUUACAUAACACCUGGCCUUGCCCUGAUGGAAAAGAGGAACGACAAAGUGAGGUCCACAUUAAUGCCCACAGAGAGGCCUCGCAGUUACACUUUUCUCGGUGUGGACUCGGGAAGGAAGAAAGGAGGAGCGGGAGAAAACCAUGAGUGA